UCAAAAUUCGCAGUUUCAUGGUCUGCUGUCUACGCUGCUUCUUUUUUUUCAAUAGGAGGAGGGUAUUUUGACGAAGAAUGGCUCCUGUUCAUUGGUUGUUUUCGAAGGCAAAGUCCAUGUUCCGAGAAAAGGAGCCAAUCAUCUGAACCGUCAGAUCGAAUAUAUCUUUUCAUGCGUUCGACCUCAGUAAUUACAGGUUUUUCAUUGGUGUUUGUAAUCAUGAGUUACCGCCCUCCUACUUGACAGAUUUCCGUGUUUGAGUUCACGCGUUCCACUUUCAUGUGAAGUGAAUCUGCUGGAUAUCAAUUUUGAUUUUUCCAAGUCUGCAGACGUUCUUACAAAAACAGUGUGGCUGAUCUCUAACAUUGUUUGCAUCUCUGAUAAUGGAUGCCAAAAAGACUUCUCAUCCUUUCUGGCCCCGGGACCUGGUGAUUCCCUCCUAUGUGGCUAAUGAUCGGUCCAUGUCAGAGAUCCUGGUGUUCCUCUUCUCUGUCUCUGGGGGUUUUCUACUUGUAACCUGGCUGAUCACUGGUAUCUCUGGCAGGCUGGGGACAUGGAGGCGACUGGCUCUCUGCUGGUUUGCCGUUUGUGGAUUCAUCCAUAGCGUCAUCGAGGGAUGGUUUUGUUGUUAUUAUGACAUUAUACCAGGGGAUCAGAGCUUCCUAUCACAACUGUGGAAGGAGUACUCCAAAGGGGACAGUAGAUACGUUAUAGCUGAUAACUUCACAGUUUGUAUGGAGACGGUGACCGCUGUCUUAUGGGGUCCGUUCAGUUUUUGGACCGUUUAUUCCUUUUUAACCACCAAGUCCUACAGAUUCGUUCUGCAGCUUAUUAUUUCACUUGGUCAGAUAUACGGAGCAGUGCUGUACUUCUUCACAGAGCACAGAGAUGGUUAUGUUCACAGCGAGUUUGGACAUCCAAUCUACUUCUGGUUCUACUUUGUCUUCAUGAAUUUUCUGUGGAUUGUCAUUCCUUUGGCGCUCAUUGUGGAUGCGUGGAGACAGCUAUCAGCAGGCCAGUCACUUGCAGACAGCUCAAAGGCACAGAAGAUUAAAAGGAAGUAAUCGUCAAAAUGGGACAUACAGAAAACACAUUUCAAAAGUUUGACAAAUGCAAACUGUCUGUAGUCUUUUGGUUCAUGUUGCAAUAUUGAGCCGAUAGUCCAAAAAGUGCCAGCAAACUAAGAGUUUUGUUCUUGUGUUUUUUUUUUUACCAUGAUGAUUAAAAGAAAUGUUUUAUGCCAUUUA
Molecule: messenger RNA, 1247 nt
Organism: Poeciliopsis prolifica (blackstripe livebearer)
Lineage: Eukaryota; Metazoa; Chordata; Actinopteri; Cyprinodontiformes; Poeciliidae
Gene: ebp
Product: EBP cholestenol delta-isomerase
Exons: 5
Coding region: 384-1064 (226 amino acids)
Biological process (GO): cholesterol biosynthetic process
Cellular component (GO): membrane; endoplasmic reticulum
Molecular function (GO): C-8 sterol isomerase activity; cholestenol delta-isomerase activity; steroid Delta-isomerase activity
Source: RefSeq, a predicted model, not a curated record